Messenger RNA from Lachnellula hyalina, 3087 nucleotides. RefSeq names its product Adenylate-forming reductase. The record is from RefSeq and is a predicted model, not a curated record. Lineage: Eukaryota; Fungi; Ascomycota; Leotiomycetes; Helotiales; Lachnaceae. The transcript is spliced from 7 exons. Bases 1 to 3087 code for a protein of 1028 amino acids.
AUGGCGGAUUCUUCUCUCACCUACUUCACUUGUACAUUGGGACAAGCAGCUGCCACUAAGAACGUAGCAUCUUCGAAUGCCAAAACAAUCAACGACUUUCUCGAGUCGCAGGCACAGUUAUAUCCCAGACUACCAGCAGUAGGGUUUCCAGUCCCAGUGCCAAAUAAAGGAGAAUGGAGCUCCGAGGUUUUCUCGUUUGAGGAUCUUUGCAAUGGUUCCAAAACCGUGGCUAAGGAACUAUAUCCAUACAUAAAUGCUGGAAACAUUGGAAACCCGAGCUGUGUAGCACUCCUGUGUUCUAGUUCCAUAGAUCUACUUUUCACUUGGUUGGCUCUAAUGAGAAUUGGCACUUCAGUUCUACUCAUUGCGCCCCAAUGUCAACCUGCGGCUAUAGCAUCUUUGUGCAAAUCAUGUGAUGCGUCCAUACUAUUUCAUGACCCCUCCCACAAUGACCUUGCAUCUUCUUCUGCAUCUCCCCCGGAUUCAGAUUUUGUUGCCCAACUCUUUCCUUGGAAAAGUGUGGAGAAAGAUAUUAUAAGCAUCAUUCGUGUUAAUAAUGAGACGAAUUUUGACUUUGUCCCCCUAUACGAACCCUCCGAAAACGACACUGCAUACAUUCACCACAGUUCAGGGACCUCAACUGGUAUUCCAAAGCCAAUACCUCAAAGUCACCGAGCUGCAUUUGGUGUCCUUCCUCAUCUGGAUGGCCAAAAAUCAGCUACCUUCACCACAACGCCUCUCUACCAUGGCGGAAUUGCAGAUUGCUUCAGAGCGUGGACGAGCAAUGCCUUGAUCUGGCUGUUCCCCGGCGAAACCUUACCUAUAACUCCCAAGAACAUUAUUCUAUCUCUAUCUGCCGCUUCAAGAGCGGAAACGGAAGCUUCAACGCCGCCGGUCAAAUAUUUCUCCAGCGUCCCGUACGUUCUGCAAACCCUUGCUGAAGAGCCUGCUGGGAUGGCUUUACUCCAAAACAUGGAGCUAGUGGGAGUAGGAGGAGCAGCCCUAUCACCCAACAUUGGUGACCAUCUCGUCAGUCAAGGCGUGAGUCUAGUCUCCCGCUUCGGAAGUGCAGAGUGUGGAUUUCUCCUCUCCUCUCACCGAGAUUAUGCCGUCGACGCAGAUUGGCAGUUUCUUCGCCUUCCGUCCGAGUGCAAAAGUCUGUGCUUUGAGAAAAUGGGCGAGGAGAACAGCGUGUUGAAAGAGCUGGUUGUGAAGAAGGGGUGGCCGCAUCUGGCUAAGACUAAUAGGUCAGAUGGGAGUUAUGCCACGGGAGAUGUUUUCGAACCACAUCCUCAUAUCAAGAAUGCGUGGAAAUAUCACAAUAGGAGUGAUAGUCAAAUUACUCUCCUUACGGGGAAGAAGUUUGACCCCGCGCCUUUUGAAGAUGCGAUUUGUUCAAGUUCGAACAUCGUCCGUGAUGUUGUUAUUUUUGGAAACGAGAGGCAGUAUCCAGGAGCUCUUGUAUUCCUCUGCCGUUCAACAGGUGAAAAUAAAGAAGAAGAAUCCUGGAAUGUUAUUUCGAAACAUAAUGACAAGGUGGAAAUUCACGGCAGAAUUGAUAGGAACAUGAUAGUGUGGAUUUCCGCCGACGAACUGAAACCAGAAAAGUCCAGCAAGGGGACUAUACUGCGAGGCCCAACUGAAGAAAGGUUUGCUGCAUAUAUCGAUGAUCUUUACGAAGGAACAAACCAGUUACCUCUGACUUCCAAUGUACCAGACAGUGAAGUAGGUUCUGUGACGGCAAGCAUUGUGCAUGAAGUUAUUGGUUUCGAACUCAAAGAUGACGAGGAUUUCUAUCAACACGGGGUUGAUUCAACAAAGGCUACAAAAAUCAGGUCCAAACUUCAAAUAGAACUGCACUGCCGUGGAAUAUCGUAUACGACUGUGGGAACAUUCAAGAAGAUAGCAAACCCCAGAUCCGAAAUCCGCGAGAUGCAAGAUCUCGUCGCCCAAUAUUCUCAUUUCGAUUCCCCGACAGCUGAAAAACAAAACGCUAUACCCAAGACCAGCAUAGCAGUCCUCACGGGUGCUACAGGCGGUCUUGGUGUCAAUAUACUGGAAAUCCUCCUCUCCAACCACUCUUUUUCACAAAUCAUAUGUCUAGUCCGCGCAAAAGAUGAACAGGAAGCCUUCAUAAAAGUCACCGCUAAUUUGACAGCCCGAAAACUGUCUCUCCCAGCACCAGACAGACUGAAAUGCGUGCCAUUUAUAUUGAGCAGAGCGGAUCUGGGAUUAUCAGGGGAGGUAUUGGAGGUUAUUAGAAGAGAAGCUGGGUGUUUUAUUCAUCCAGCGUCAUCCGCGCCCCUUCUACAUCCUCAUCCCCCAUCCCCAGAACUCCUCUCCCACUCCCCCCACCACUCCGACACCCUAGGCUAUUCCCGCAGUAAAUGGGUCGCGGAAUCCAUCUGCGCAUCUGCAUCCCGGAUUCCUAGCAUGCGUGGACGCGUCAAUGUAGUGCGCGUGGGUCAGCUAACGGGGGAUGCGCGGAAUGGGGUGUGGAAUAUAAAUGAGGCGUGGCCGUUACUUCUCAGUACUGUGAAGAUACUAAACUGCCUUCCUGAUAUAAAAGGGCAGAAGCUGGAUUGGCUGCCGUUAGAUGUGGCUGCGAGGGCAGUUGUGGAUGUUGCGCUAACGUUGGGGUAUAAAUCUGGAUUUCAAUCUGGAAUUGGAAUUGGAGCUGGUGCCGGGGAUGAGGAGCGUGAGCGGGUUGAGGGCGAGGACAUUGUAUACCAUGUCCUAAAUGCAUCUCCCACGCAAGAUUGGGGCGAUCUAUUGACCUGGCUUUCACGCAUCAGCACUGAGGAAUUCGAGGUCGUGGACCCGGGUAACUGGUUACGGAAAUUGCGAGGGUUGGAAGGAGAACAUCCUGCGAAGAAACUGCUGUGGUUGUGGGAGCGGGGGUUUGGUGAUGGCGAUGCUAAGGAGGAAGGAGGGGAUAUGAAGGGAAAAGGGGGUAUGGAGGUGGUGUUUAGUACUGAGCGGGCCAUGGGGGUCUCGAGAGUGUUGAGGGAGUUUGACGGGGUGGACGAGGGACUCGUGGGGGAAGAUUUGGGGGUGGCUCGAGGGGGAGAUGAGGGGGGGUUCUAG